AUGGACAACAAAGAUGGAAUACCAGUCACUCGGCCGGACAAAAGCAAGAUUGUCCCUAUGACAAUCCUAUUUGUGGUGCUAUGUGGAUUUUCUUUCUAUAUGGGUAUAAUAUUUUGUUCUGAGGACAGAUUUUUGUCAAUAUAUGGCCAGAUAUCCAUUAAGUCCCCCAAGAAGUCAUCAAUAACUCCUCUGCAAAUUAAAUACAUUAGUUUUCCAGAAUGCAGCAUUGACUUUCAAGAUUAUACUCCAUGCACAGAUCCAAGUAGAUGGAAGAAGUACAUCUCCCGUCAGCCUACUUUGUUGGAACGCCAUUGCCCUCCAAAAUCUAAGAGGAAAGAAUGCUUAAUUCCUCUCCCCGAUGGUUAUAAGCCUCCAAUUAGAUGGCCAAAGAGCAGAGAUGAAUGUUGGUACAGCAAUGUUCCGAAUGAGUGGAUUAACAAGCAGAAGUCCGAUCAGCAUUGGUUGAAAAGGGAAGGCGAGAAAUUCAUAUUUCCUGGUGGGGGUACUAUGUUCCCAAAUGGUGUUGGUAAAUAUGUUGAUUUAAUGCAAGAUCUGAUCCCAGAAAUGAAAGAUGGGACCAUUCGAACUGCCAUUGAUACAGGCUGUGGGGUUGCUAGCUGGGGUGGUAGCUUGCUGGAUCGUGGGAUUCUAACUCUCUCUCUCGCACCAAGAGAUAACCAUCGAGCCCAGGUUCAAUUUGCUCUAGAGCGUGGUAUCCCUGCAAUUCUUGGUGUCAUUUCUACACAGAGACUUCCAUUUCCAUCAAACUCCUUUGAUAUGGCUCAUUGCUCCAGAUGUCUAAUCCCAUGGACAGAAUUUGGUGGUAUUUAUCUCCUUGAAAUACACCGGAUUGUUCGUCCUGGAGGAUUUUGGGUCUUGUCUGGUCCACCAAUAAAUUACAAGCGCAGGUGGCGUGGAUGGAAUUCAACUCUUGAAGCACAAAUAUCAGGCUAUGAGAAGUUGCAGGAUUUGCUGACUUCAAUGUGCUUUAAAAUGUUCAAGGAAAAGGGUGACAUUGCUGUAUGGCAGAAGUCUCAAGAUAACAAUUGCUACAGUAAGGGAGUUAGAGAUACCUAUCCUCCUAAAUGUGAUGACGGCACUGAACCAGAUUCAGCUUGGUAUACUCCAAGUCGUGCCUGUAUUGUGGUUCCAGAUCGUAAGUUUAAGAAAUUAGGUCUGUCAUCCAUUUCUAAGUGGCCUGAGCGGUUGCAUAUUCCACCAGAACGUAUUUCAAUGGUUCAUCGUGGGACUGCUAAAGCUUUCAAACGUGAUGACAGUAAAUGGAUUAAGCAGACUGCGUACUAUAAGAAGUUAAUCCCUGACCUUGGGACAGACAAGAUAAGAAAUGUAAUGGACAUGAACACAGCAUAUGGAGGUUUUGCUGCAGCCUUGAUCAAUGAUCCUGUAUGGGUCAUGAAUGUGGUCUCAUCUUAUGCUACUAAUACACUCCCCGUGGUUUUUGAUCGAGGUCUUAUUGGAACAUUUCACGACUGGUAA
This is a messenger RNA of Sphenostylis stenocarpa, 1497 nucleotides long. Lineage: Eukaryota; Viridiplantae; Streptophyta; Magnoliopsida; Fabales; Fabaceae. The record is from the annotation of a GenBank genome assembly.